AUCUGGAAUGUUUUAGGACUCGGUGGCCAUUGAGGAUGUGGUUGUGACCUUCACCGUAGAAGAGUGGGCCUUACUGGAUUCUUCGCAAAAGAAACUUUACAGAAAUGUAAUGCGACAAACUUUCAAGAACCUGGCCUCAAUAGGGAAAAAAUGGGAUGAUCGUGAUAUUGAAGAACUGUAUAAAAACCAGGGGAGAAAACUAAGAAAUCAUAUGGCAAAGAGACUCUGUGAGACUAAAGAGGGUAGUCAAUGUGAAGACAACUUGAAUCUUAUUUCAGAAAAGACUUUGAACAAGAAGAGCACUGCAGUGAAACCACAUGAAUGCAGUACACGUGGAAAAGUCUUUACCCACCAUUCACUCCUUGAUAGGCACAGCAGAUGUCACAUUGGACACAAACCACACGACUAUGACAAAUACAGAGAGAAGCCUUAUGCAUUCAGGACAUGUAAUAAAACCAGUUAUCACCAUUUUUUUUAUAAACAAAAAAGAAAUCACAGUGUAGAGAAAUCUUACAAAUGUAAGGACUAUGGGGAAUCUUUUAGGCAUCACCAGUCUGUUCACAAACAUGAACAGAUUCACACUGGAGAGAAAUGGUAUCAGUGUAAACAAUGUGGAAGAAUCUUUAGCUCUCAUCAAGCCUUCCAAAAACAUAAACAAAUUCACACAGGAGAGAACCCCUAUGAAUGUAAACCAUGUGGUAAAGCUUUCAGUCGUUCCAGUUCUUAUCAAAGUCAUGGAAAACCUCAUGCUGGAGAGAAACCUUACGAAUGUAAGGAGUGUGGGAGAGCCUUCCGGUAUUACUCUACCUUUCUAUUACAUGAGAGAACUCAUACUGGAGAGAAACACUUUACAUGCAAGGAAUGUGGUAGAGGCUUUCGUCGUUACCGAACCUUGAAACACCACAUGAGACUGCACACUGGAAAGACACCCUAUGAAUGUAAACAAUGUGGUAAAGCCUUCAGAGGUUUGGUUUGGUUAGAGAAGCAUGAAAGAAAUCAUACUUGA
This is a messenger RNA of Pipistrellus kuhlii (Kuhl's pipistrelle), 1006 nucleotides long. RefSeq names its product zinc finger protein 709-like. Gene Ontology annotation, molecular function: RNA polymerase II cis-regulatory region sequence-specific DNA binding; DNA-binding transcription activator activity, RNA polymerase II-specific. Gene Ontology annotation, cellular component: nucleus. The transcript has 3 exons. Gene Ontology annotation, biological process: regulation of transcription by RNA polymerase II. Bases 110 to 1006 code for a protein of 298 amino acids. Lineage: Eukaryota; Metazoa; Chordata; Mammalia; Chiroptera; Vespertilionidae. The record is from RefSeq and is a predicted model, not a curated record.